CUGUCGAGGUAAUUGUCAAACCUGGCACCCUCACCGUCAUGCCCAACGAGCGCUUCACUUACGAAUGCAUCUCCCCUCUACCGAGUUUGACGCCACAGGUUACAUUCGAUGGGUUUCCAGUGGAUCAAGUCCCGGAAUUUGUUGUUAGCCGACCUUCAGCGGAUCGUGUCAUUGUUACCGCCGAGCGUGGUCUACCAAGAGCUGGUUUCCAUAUCUUCUCUUGCUCAGUAGUUACAGGAACACGAAAAGAGGUUCCUGUCACUGUUGGAACUACAUGUCGCUCGGACCAGUUCACUUGCAGGGAUGGCACUUGUAUUUCCAUUCAGUCUAUCUGCAAUGGUGUGCGAGAUUGUCCAGACGGCUCAGACGAACUACCACCUCAAUGUCCGGAGCCAAUCGUUCCGGUACGAAUUCAUUUUACUCCCCGAGAGAUACGUGUUCAGCCAGGUCGUCCGAUUCGCCUUGAGUGUCACACGGAUACACUCGAGGCAGUACCAGAUGUGCGCUUCGUCGACGGCCGGCCUAUCUCAAUGGACAGAAGGUUCGUGGUCACGCGACCCCAGGCGAAUAGGAUUAUCAUCGAGAUACCUCGAGGGUUGGACAUGGCAACUCGAGAAAUUCGGCUAGAGUGCCAUCUACCUGGUGGCGAUUCAAAAACAGCAACUAUUUACGUGGACCAGAGCUGUCUACCCGGCCAAAGGCGGUGCCCUGGCGGAGACUGCAUCUAUGUCGGCCAGUUCUGCGACGGCAGGUCUGACUGCCCGGACGGUUUCGACGAAAGACCCGAGAACUGUCGCGCCUGCGAUCCCAUUGCCAAGCCAUGCGAAUCAGUUAAUGGUAUCCCCCCAACAGUGACUCAUUUUCAACAGCAUUGGGGCUGUGAUGGAGAGGACGACUGUGGAAACGGUUAUGACGAACUCGAUUGCCGUAAUGACACGCGCAAUUUGGAUCCUCGGUGCGGAUCGACUCAUUUCCAAUGCUCCUCAGGAAGUCGGCAACGCAUCCCAUUCGCUUAUUGGUGCGACGGUACACCGGACUGUGCAGGCGGCGAAGAUGAACAGGAAUGCUCGAGACCAGCGAUCAUUGAAGUGGGUCGUCCAGAGCCGUACAAAGUGAGUUCCGGCUCCACUUUAAGUUUGGAGUGUGAAGCUUCCGGCUAUCCUCCUCCUAUGAUCAUUUGGCGAUUCAACUGGGGCUGCCUACCCGACGCCUCACGCUCGCGUACCGAAGUGAUCCCUAGUGGGGCUGGCUGUCGAGGAUCGCGCAGUCGAUUAACUGUUAACAACUUCAGGGCUGGAGACGAUGGCAUAUACAAUUGCGAAGCCCUCUUGUCAGGCUAUCGAGCAAUGUCACACGAUUAUCUCGUCUUACUGAAUGACUGAUCGGGCGAUGUGCCAUCCCAGCAAAUGCAGCCAGUGCAAAUGGACCUUGAUCUCAUGAACUAGCUGUAUGCUGUUAUCAGUUUCUUACAGAUAUUGCCCUGACUCAAGACCCAUAUUCAUCUCUGGACAAUAUCCCCUUGCUAGUAUUUCUGCUUCUGCUACUGUCAAAGAUAAAUUAAUUUAUAUUUUGUUCAACGCGUUCACUUUGCAAACAUUAUUGAUGCUCUUGGGUGUACUUCAAGUCUCCAUUUCGGGAUGAAGAAUAAAUUGUUUGAUGAAAA
Messenger RNA from Dicrocoelium dendriticum, 1663 nucleotides. Lineage: Eukaryota; Metazoa; Platyhelminthes; Trematoda; Plagiorchiida; Dicrocoeliidae. The record is from the annotation of a GenBank genome assembly.